This is a messenger RNA of Thermochaetoides thermophila DSM 1495, 1473 nucleotides long. RefSeq lists its product as uncharacterized. The record is from RefSeq and is a predicted model, not a curated record. Lineage: Eukaryota; Fungi; Ascomycota; Sordariomycetes; Sordariales; Chaetomiaceae. The transcript is spliced from 3 exons. The coding region runs from base 1 to 1473 and encodes 490 amino acids.
AUGUACAAAGAAAAACCCCUCCCCCUCUUCUCCCCUGCGCGUCGACUACCGCACUCCCAACACCCUCCUCGUCGCCGUCUUCACCUCCGACACAUUACCUUCCUCUUAGCCUGCAUUCUUUGCAUCUGCUACUUCACUCUCCUCUCCAGCUCCUCAUCCUCAGCCUCAUCCCGCUCCCCCAGCCAUACCCAUUCAGAAACACAAUCCGACACGUCAACAACGCCACAGAAACAACAACCAUCGAAAGCGAGACACGAUGCCGGGAAAGGGGUCCCGCCGAGCAAGAGAUUACCUGCGUCACUGCUAAACAAUUUGACGCUUACGGAGGAAGAGUGUCGGGCUACGUUUCCCGGGCUGAUGAAGGAGAUUGAUGAUACUGUUGCGCUGGGGCCGUUUGACGUGAAGGAUACAGGAGAGUUUGGGCCGUUGCAGGGGAGAAUUAAGGACGGGAAGCUCUAUAUCCUCCACACGCAACGGCGCAAAGACCUUUCUCAAGAAAUGGUCAACUCCCGCACCGCCACCCUUCAUUCCCUUCACCGCGCACUUUUAACCUCCCCAUCCCCCAUAAAAGACACAAUCUUUACCCUCAAUUUCCUCGAUCAACCCUUCGGUACCUGCCUGACCUAUUCCCGCCCGGCCGAUCCCUCCCUUCACUCUCCUGACCCCAACGCCCGCCUCUUCCUCAUGCCCCACUUCUCCUUCUGGGCAUGGCCGCUGCCGUUUAUUGGGAGUAUGUCCCGCGCCAUGGAGGCAAUAACACGAUUGGAGGAGGGACCUGAAUUUGGCGGGGAGGGGGGUUGGCAGAGGAAGGUGAGCAAGGCGGUGUGGAGGGGCACGACGUGGUUUAGUAGCGUGACGAGUCCGGGGAUGCGGGCCAAGCUAGUGCAGACGACCAAAGAUAAGCCGUGGGCGGAUGUAGAGGCUCUCGACUGGGACGGGAAGGGUAAGAGCGCGAGGAACGGGUUGAAGAUUGAGGAUUUUUGUCGGUAUAAGUAUGUCAUCCACACCGAGGGGGUGACGUACAGCGGCAGGUUCCAGUACCUGCAGCAGUGUGCCAGCGUCGUCCUCACCCCGCCGAUUCAGUGGGUGCAGCAUACCACGCAUUUAGUGCGUCCACUCUUCUCAUCCGACCUGAACUUGACUCCCCGCUGGGAGCCGAGCGAGAGAGUCAAAAAGGCAUGGCCCGUCCGCUACGGGCCGGAGGAGGCGAACAUUGUGUUUGUCGCGCCCGACUGGUCGGAUCUGGGCGCUGUUGUGGAGUGGUUGGAGCAGCAUCCCGACUUGGCAGAGGGGAUUGCGAGGAGGCAAAGGGAGUUGUUUGUCGGAGGGGGGUAUUUCAGUCCGGCGGCCGAGGCCUGUUAUUGGCGGGCGUUGAUGAAUGGGUGGGCAAAGGUCGCGAGGGUUGAGGGCAGUGGGCUGGAGGAUAUGGAGGGGACGCCGUUUGAGCUGUGGGCGAUGACGAACGGGGAGUGA